Molecule: messenger RNA, 2499 nt
Organism: Solanum stenotomum
Lineage: Eukaryota; Viridiplantae; Streptophyta; Magnoliopsida; Solanales; Solanaceae
Product: G-type lectin S-receptor-like serine/threonine-protein kinase LECRK2
Exons: 1
Coding region: 30-2426 (798 amino acids)
Biological process (GO): protein phosphorylation
Molecular function (GO): protein serine/threonine kinase activity; ATP binding
Source: RefSeq, a predicted model, not a curated record
AUCCAUUUAUAACUUAGCCUAUUUCUCACAUGACUUUUUUAGCUAUGCUUCUUGUUGGUCUCUUCUUGUUUCCCCUUUCAGCCAUUGCUCAAUCUUACCAAAAUGUUAGUUUGGGUUCAUCACUCACUACAAGUGAUGUUACUAGCUUUUGGUCAUCCCCAUCUGAUGAAUUCGCUUUGGGCUUCCAAAAAAUUGGAAAUGAAUCAAGGUACUUACUAGCCAUAUGGUUCAACAAAAUCACAGACAAAACCAUAGUUUGGUCAGCCAAUAGGAAUAAUCUUGCCUUAGAUGGAUCCAAAGUUCAGCUCUCCGCGGAUGGAAGACUAGUCCUCACUGAUCCAAAUGGUCAAGAGAUGUGGGCUCGUGGCAUGGCGAAUGAUCAAUUGGCCUAUGGAGCCAUGCUUGAUAACGGAAACUUUGUGCUAGCAACUAGUAGUUCAGACACUCUAUGGCAGAGUUUUAAUGAGCCCACCGAUACAAUUUUGCCUGGUCAAGUACUUAACCAAGAUAACAGUCUUGUUUCAAGUUUCUCUGACACAAAUGUAUCGAGUGGGAGGUUUGAGUUCAUACUUCAAACUGAUGGAAAUCUAGUGCUUUACACAGUCAAUUAUCCAGCUGAGACAACAAAUGCUGCAUAUUGGUCACCUAUGUCAGUUGGCAGUGGUUAUCAGGUGAUCUUCAAUCAAUCAGGCUUUAUUUUUCUUCAAGCAAAGAAUGGAACUUUGAUAAAUUCAAUAUCUUCUAAUGUGGAAAAUUCAAGAAGCCAAUCAAUGUAUCAUCGAGCGAUUCUUGAAUAUGAUGGAGUUUUUAGGCACUAUGUCCAUCCGAAAUCUUCUGGUAGGGAACCGAUGGCAUGGUCUAGUUUGUAUAACAUUCCUGAUAACAUCUGUUUGUCUAUCAGGCAACGUACAGGAGGGGGUGCCUGUGGUUUCAACAGCCUAUGCUCAAUAGGAACUGAUCAGAGGCCGAGAUGUGAUUGUCCACUCGGAUAUAUCUUGGAUGAUCCGAAUGACAAAUUAGGCAGCUGCAGACAAAAUUUCUCUGAGCAAAACUGUAACCAUGAAUCGCGAGAAGUUGAGUCUUUCACAUUCCACGAAAUGUUGGAUACUAACUGGCCUGACUCUGAUUAUGAGUCUCACCGCGAUGUUUCAGAGGAUUGGUGCAGACAGAAUUGCUUGAAUGAUUGUUUUUGUGAUGUUGCCAUUUACAGUGACGACAACAUCUGUUGGAAGAAAAGGUAUCCUCUUUCAAAUGGGAGAGUAGGUCCAACGAUCGGAGGGAAGGCUUUGAUAAAAAUAAGGAAAGACAACUCCACAGUGGGAACACCAAAUGUUGAAAUAAGAAAAAAGAAAAAUCAGUCUACUCUGAUCAUUUCUGGUUCUGUGUUGUUGGCCAGUUCAGUUUUCAUGAAUUUGUUCUUAAUUCUUUUGGCCCUAUUGUACAUUUUUAAGUUUAUAGGGAAAAAACAAAAGAGGACUGCACCGUAUUCAGCUGUUCCAGGAGUGAACUUAAGAAGUUUUAGCUACAAAGAGCUAGAACAAGCUACAAAUGGAUUCAAGGAAGAAUUAGGAACUGGAGCUUUCUCAACAGUUUACAAAGCGGUUCUUGAUGAUGAAAAUGGGAAAGUCGUUGCUGUCAAAAAACUCCGAAACAUGGUAACAGAAGGAGAAGGAGAAGAAGUAUUUGAAGCUGAAGUGAAUUCAAUCAGCAGGACUAAUCACAAGAACUUGGUCCAACUCCUUGGAUUCUGCAACGAAGGCCAACACCGCCUUUUGGUAUAUGAACACAUGAAAACCGGCUCAAUAGCACACUUGCUAUUCAAAGAUUCUAGGCUUAGUUGGUCCAAAAGGGUACAAGUUGCCAUCGACACUGCCAAAGGACUUUGUUAUUUGCAUGAAGAGUGCAGUACCCAAAUUAUACAUUGUGACAUCAAGCCCCAAAAUGUGCUUUUGGAUGAAAAUUUGACAGCAAAAAUAGCAGAUUUUGGUAUGGCCAAGCUACUGAAAAAACAUCAGACUCAAACAAUCACUAGGAUACGUGGAACCAAAGGGUACGUAGCCCCAGACUGGUUCAGAAGCAUGCCUGUAACUGUGAAGGUUGAUGUGUACAGCUUCGGGGUCUUGCUCUUGGAGUUGAUUUGCUGCAGAAAAAACUAUGAGCAGGAUGUGGCAAACGAGAACGAAAUGAUACUACUGGAGUGGGCUUAUGAUUGCUAUAGAAGAAAUAAGUUGCAUUUACUUGUAGGCGAUGAUGAAGAGGCAUUAGAAGAUAUCAAGAGAUUCGAGAAGUUCUUGUUGGUUGCAAUUUGGUGCAUUCAAGAAAAUCUAGCAUCAAGGCCUAACAUGAAGAAAGUCAUGUUAAUGCUUGAAGGUUCUGUUGAAGUAUCAAUUCCUCCUGACCCUUUUUCGUUUGUCGAUUCUAUUUAGAUCAACCAUGUUUUUUUUUUCAAUUAUUCAUUUGCUUGGACCUAAAGAGUACAUCAAUAACCUGUAUCUGUGU